CUACUAGUUACUACACCAAGCACAUGUUUUGCACAUAUUUUGGGAUUGGGAUUUUGAACUUAAAUAAUUUAUUUGAAUUCAAAUUGAAAUAUUUGUAAAGACUUGGUACAGACCGUACUCUCCGGAACCGUAAAAGGUUCAUUUGAAAUUUAAAUAUGCCACAAACAGGUGCAACGCGGUAUCAAAAAUUUCUAAAAUCUGAGAAGUCUAAAACAAAAUUAAAGAAUAAAAAGAAGGAUUUACCCAAAGGUACCAAUAUAACCAAAACCAAUUUUAAAGUAAAAAAAAUUGUUAUUAAAGAACAAUUGAAAAAACAUGGAAAGAGUGAAAUUUUAUCUACAAAGAAGCUAAACAUCAAAGAGCUCUUGUCACGUUUAAAUCAUUUUAAUACUAAUUCAAGGACUGAGGCUCUAGAGGGUCUCAAAGAAAUAAUUACAAGUCAUUCAGAUGCAUUGUUUCGAAACCUUGGACAAAUUAUUCUGGGAGUGACUCCAUUAGUGCUAAACGUAGAAAAAGUGGUGCGCCAUGAAUCUUUCAAAGUCCUACAUGCACUACUGUCUCAUGCGAAUCCGGAAAAUAUAGACCCUUUCUUUGAUAUAUUGUCUACAUAUUUGAGAAGUGCUAUGACUCAUAUUGAUGCCAGAAUACAAGAAGAUUCACUCCUUUUUCUAGACUUAUUAUUGUCAUGCACUCCUGAAAAAGUGGUAUGUAACUUUCACAAAAUAUUACCAAACUUUUUGGAUAUGAUAUCUAAAUUGAGAGUUGAUUCUAAGCCAGGUAGAACCCUGACAGUAAAUCUUAGUAGUCAAGUAACCAGUGUUAAAUGGAGAGUUAAAGUUCUACAUAGGCUAAAGGACUUUCUCAGUAUAUAUGUUCAAUUUAAUGUGGACAAAGAUAAUAAAACACAUAAUUUUGUAAAGACGUCUGUGUUUGAUGACACAAAGUUGAAUCAUUAUAUGUUAUUCAAUCAUAAAUAUGUCUCGACAUGUCACAUUUCAAAUUUCUCAGCCAGAAACUUGCAGGAUACAACACAUUUUGAUGAAAUCGAGAAAUUUAAGGAAUACAUAACAACAUUGACACCUUUGCUAUACGAGACAUGGCUUGAAGUUUGCCCUAAAGCAAAAUCAGAAAUGAAUAUAGAGACUGUUAUAAAUGAUGAUGCAGCUUCACUUUUAAAGUAUAUCUUGAAAAUAAUUUCUCUACUAUAUUUUCUUGUUCAGCAUCUUAAUGAGAAAACCCCUAGUUCUAACAUUAAACAAAUGUUUUGUCAAAAAUAUAGGCAGUUGUUCACCCAACAUUUGGUUAACACAUUUCCAUAUGUUACUAAUGUUAGAACAAAACAGACAAAAUUGAAUAUGUCACAGUUUGAAGAUGGAAUAACAGACCCAAAAAUGGUUGCAGAAAAUUUAGAGAUAUGCCUUUUGUUUGUAAAACUUAACCCAAAUAUCAAUUUAAAAAACCACAGUAAAGAAUUAACUUCAGUAUUAAGUUAUAUUGAAAAGAAAAUGUAUGCAUCGGCUUCUGAGACCAUUAAGGAUAUUAUUAUAAAUAUUCUUAAUACAAUCUUUUUAAAAGAAAAUACUUGGAAUAAGAAUUUGGCUCUCAUGGAUUCCUUGUUUAGCAAGAUUAUAAGAGAAUAUUUCAAUACAGAAAUAUGUAAAUCUUUCAAGCAACAGAUAUUUAGUUUGUUAUGUAAGAUUUCCCUGAGUGACUGGUUAAUUCAUUUUCAUCAUCGCAAUGAUUUCAAAGAUUGGCUUAAAACUCUACCAAAUGUAUUGUUAGAAGAGUCUGUAACAGUGGAGACUGUAAACAUACUUCACAUGUUUGCUAUCAGAAAUAAUGAUUCAUUCAAUAAUGCUAUAAAAUCACAUCUUUUGGACAUUGUAGACAACCUACCAAAAAUUGUUAUAAGUAAUGAUGGCAACCCAAGUUCUUAUCACAAACUUUUUUCACUUUUAUACUGGAUAAAAAAUUGGGAUCAUAAGUCUUUAAAUUUACUAGAACAACAGUUGAUGAAUAACCAAUAUAAAAGUGACCAUGGAAAGUAUAUAUUUGAUACAUUAAGAUUAAGGGUAGGUGGCAUUUUAUAGAUAUUAUUAAUAAAAGAAUUACAAAAUCAAUAAUAUUUUAUUCAUAAAAUCAAACAAUAUAUAUUUUGUCACCCAAUACAAAGGAGAAAUUAUGCUACAAUGUUAUACUAUAAUCAGUAAUCACAUAUUGGGUAACCUCAGUAAAAAUGCAGUCAUAUGAUCAAACAAAAUUCUAAACUAUGUGGAAGCAAGCAUCCCAACACUCCAAAUAUUUCUCAAUUUUACAUAUAAUACUGUACGUAGUAUGUAUGUAGGUAGUUAAUUAUAAAUUACUUACAAUCCAACUACAGAAUAAUCUUAAAUAAACUAUAAUGAGGUACCAAUUGUUAAUAAUUAAUUCUGAGAUUCUAUAGAAUUUGCUUGAUUAUUUAAUCUUUAAACUGUGCAAACUUGUGUGCUUUAAUGACAUGAGUUAUAUGUAUGCUGCAUAUAACUCUAUAACUCGGGUCAUUAAAGAAAGGAAUCGAUAAUUCCGACGCAAGACAUCUGUCACUCUCGCACGUUAGUUAGGAUAGCAUGUGCGUGAGGGAUAGAAUGUCCUACGUAGUCAUUUGCGAUUCAUUCCUUAAUGACACGAGUUAUACAAGGAAAAAUGAAUAAUAUCAUUUUAGUUGUAACAUAUGUCAACCUUCAGAGAAUGUUCUUAUUAUUCAAGGAACACAAACAAGUUUAACCAUCGUAUUUGUAAACAAGAACAAGUAAUUACUUUGUUGCUAAAUAACCAAGUUAUUAUUUUGACACUAGAAUUCUUCAAUAAAACAAAUGGUUACUUGGCAACGAAAAUGGUGAAAAAUACAAAUACUCAUAGAGCAACACUGCCGAACGAAAUUGUAAAAAAAUCACAGCGCGAAAUCGGGCAUAGAUGAAACUUACGAUUUUUUUUAUUGACAGAUCUAAGAUUUGUACUGUCUAGUCGAUUGUUUUGUCAAACAAGUCCGACGAUUGAAUUUUAACAAAAUAAUAUGAAUUUUGUGAUUUUGAAAAGUCGUUAAAUAUAAAUAAUAUGUUAAUAAUUCUACUUAUAACAUUUUGGCAUUUUUGAUCUAUAACAUACACUCGCACGAUUUGACUCGGUCUUGUAAAAUAUCCGACGCGCAACUAAUUUUGUUUUUGAGCUGACCCAACAGCAGGCGAAAGUCGACAGAGGGGAAUGCUGUGAGUGUCUACUCCCCUCCUGGCCGCGUCGGCCGUGUUGCUCUAAUCUAUUACAUGGUUAUAGCUCGUACCAAUAAAAAAACGAAUCACAAAUGACGACGUAACACAUUCUGUCCCUCUUGCACGUGCUAAGUAUUGUGCAAGAGAAACAGAAUGUCUUGCGUCGGCAUUUCCGAUUCGUUUCUAUAAUGUUUUACAGUUUCUACUUGAUCAAUUGUUUGAGUAUGAAAUGAAAAAUGUGUCAUUACCUAUGCAAAAGUAAUCUCGAAUUCUUGUUUAUAAUUACGGAUACACCUAACUUUCUCCUAACUAACUCUUCCCUUGGGUAUUCACAUUUUUUGUAAUAAUUCUGUAGGAUUUAACUGUCUAUUAUACAUUUGUAUACAUCAGUUAUUUAAUCUGGCUCUUGUAUUAUUCAGACCUUUACUAUUUUCAAUAAGUAACAACAUUGUGUAUCAAUAAAAAGUCACAUAAUUUACCUUCCAUUUAUAAUAACUAAAAUAUUUUAGACAGCAAUUAAGAUCAGCAUCCUCUGGUAUUUAUUACAAAAUCUUCUCUAACAAUGAUAAUGAAAUUGGUAAUGAGGACAACAUCUUUGUAAAGUGAAUUCUAAAACAUAAGAACUUACAGUUCGCGCAUGCAAUGUUGAAUUAAAAAAAGAUUCCAACUAAUUGAAAACAUUAUCCUUUUUUUGAAGUCGGUUUAAAUCAAAAUAGCUUUACCUCAGAUAGAUAAAUUUAAAAUCAUAUUUUAAUUUAAGUAUCGAUAUGAAAGCCUCAAUAAAGCAAUAAAUAUUAUAGACUAGUUCAUCUACAUGCUAAAAUACUAAGAAUAAAUACAAUUAAAAAAUGAUUCACUAGUUUUGAGUCAUUAAAUUUGGCAAAUUUUGGCUAAAAUAUAAUCAUCAUAAUAAUAUUUAAUAAUAAUAGAUAUGCUGAAUAAAACUUAGGUUCUCAAAGUACCUACUCAAUUGCUUGUUAUACGAUAUACCUUUGUUGUUUUGUUUUUUAUUGAGAAUUCAGUUCUCAUAAAUGUUAAAAUUAGUAACAAAUAUGUUAUAUUUGGCAUUAUAUGCUAUAAAUUGAAACUACCAUAAAUGGCUUUAGAUGGAUGAGUAGAUUAGAGACAGUAAAAUUACGAUCUUUUGUUUUCAUAUUUUUGACUGUUUAAAAUGCACCCACAUCCACAGUGGUGUUACAGUAUUAGAGCCUGGUCGCAUGAUUACGGCGGCGGUAAAUAAUGUGGCCAGGCUCUUACGGCCAGUUUCAAAAAUCAACAUCCAGUAAAAGGUGAGGAUAAAUCUGGUUGUUUCUUAGUAACAAUUGUUAUUAUAAGCUAAAUAAGAAAAUAUAGAGAGAGAGAUAUAUAUCUAGGCAACACAGAUCUAAUAGACCUUUUUUACUGGAGCUAAAAGUGACCAUUAAUGAACACCAUAAGUUCGCUAAAUAUCUUUUUAUUUGACCAAUAACGAAUUUGAAGAAUUAUAGUUUUGACCUAAUGUCACACAGACUUGACCAAUGACGUAUUUGUCGUGAAACUCAUAAGCCCUGCAUACACAAAAUAUGAUUGGCAAUGGACACCGCAGGCAAUGCUGAGUAGGGCUGAUGAUGAUAAAGCUCUUUCAAAUUAAAUUUUUAAUGGGGUCUGUUAAUUUGCUGCAGUGAGUGGGAGCACUUCAAUAUCAAAAUAAUACCCAUCAUGCAACUUUACGACAUAAAAUAAUAAUAUCUUUAUGAUGCACAAUUAUAUGAUAAUUCCAUUUACCAACAUUCUUAAAUCAAAGAACAUGUUAUUUUUAUAUGGAGGCAUUGGGCUAUUUGUUAAAUAGGAAAAAAAAAUAUUAUGGAAGAACAAAAAAAUUCUUUGCAUUAUAUUUUUAAAAGCACCCGUUUUAUUUUACAUAUAUUCAGCCAAAAUAUUAAAAUUAUGACAUUUUUUAUCGUAAGUUUAUUGUUAUUUAACAUGCUAAAUAACGAAAAUAUGUUUCUUUAACCAUUAAGAAGUGCAAAUAUAAAAAAAAACUUUUAAAAAUUGAGACAUUUUUAUAUUAAAUGAUACCUUUCAUUUUUUUAUCGCAAUAACCAUCCUAGACAAUAUUUGCUAUCAGUAGAACCACACAAUGAUUGAUUGUUGUUAAAAAACAAAUUUAUUUUUAGCCUUAAGAAAUAACAUGUCCUUUAAGCAAAAUCCACUGAAACCUCAUUUCCUAUCUUUGUGAAUUGUUUAAAGUCAAUUGAGAUUGAGAUAGAAUGAUAUUAAAGCAAGAUUUUAUUUUCAUUCAAGAACAUGCUAAUACUAAUAUGAAUAUUGAAUUGAAUAGUUAUAUUUUUAUUAGGUACCUAUACAUUAUUAAAUCAUAAUUUACUGUUGGGUGCGUAUCUAAGUAGUUUACGACUUUUGUUAUUCGAAAGGAGGUCUCAAUUUUAUUAUCUUGAAGUUAAAACAUACUCUUUUAAAAGUAUUUUAUAUUAACAAAAAAGACUCGUCAUCGUCACCUUACUCUUGUAUCUGUAGAGAGAAUUUGAAAGCUGUUCUAUUUAACAGUAAUAUUAUUAACACACCUAAUAGUUUUAUUAUGACAUUCAUUUGGAACAAUAUUAUUGCGUUUUCCUUUUAUUAGAUUUUUUUGCGCGAGGUAUUGUAGCGGAGGCCGACAGCAUUGUCUGAAAAUAAAACAAAUAAUUGUAAACUAAUUAAAAAAAGCACAAGCACAUCUAUAGGCAUGGCAACUUUUUCGAUAUGAUUUUGUAAUUAUUUUACGGCAAUUUUGUUAUACUAGAAUACUAUUAAUAAUGUUCAUUGGGCGUCAAAUAUAAUACAAUACAUUUUGUUAUCUUUUUCAUAGGUUCAUUUUAUUACACAAAAAUAAAUAAUUACAAAUGCAAAAACUAAGUGUUAAAAAAACUUAAAGAACCGUAACAACAAAACACAAUCGACGUAAAUGCAAACGUAAAGUCUAGAAAAAAGAAUGUCAGUUUUAUAGAUAUUAGUUAAACGCAUACAUACCCUUACUAAAAUCGAAGAAUAAGCUUGGAUUAGCCACUCUAUGUUUUGUCUCAGUUCAUUUGAGUUAUAUGAAUAAAACAUGUCUAAGCUUAUUCCUCGUAUGUUUAAUAAGGCGGAAAAAACGCAUACAAAGUCAGUUCGGUAAAUGUGUUUAGUGAUUAAGAAUCUCCAAUAGAAAACCAGGCUCAUGCAAAUAUUUCACUCAAUAUUUUGCACAAUACCGAAACCACAAUCACAUCACUACAUACUUUUAAUCUCGUAUCCUCCCAGCAGUUAAUGUUUUCAGGAUUUAGGGAAAGCUUCUUAUACGUCCGUACUUUUGGAUGUAGUUGGCAUUUCCUCAUGCAAUGAAACAUACUUAUAUUCAGGAUGGCUCUCUAUUUUAGCCUCUAUGAGUUUCUGUAAGGCAUCACUCUUUUCGAUUAUAUCACUCGAUACAAUUUCGUUAUCGAAAUCAAUCGCAUCUUUAAAACUACCUUGCUCUUCAGCUACGUCGUCUACAAAUGAAGGAUUAACACAGCUUUGGAACUCUUCAAAUUGUUGGUCAACAGUCGAAGAUCGCCUACUAUGAUCUCCAGAAGAAGUAGAUACAUUGUCAAAUUUUAAACUUUUAUCAUCGUUUUUAUUCCAAAAUACUAAUUUGUUUGGCAAUUGCAAUAAUUUACCCAAGCCUGAACUAUGGCUUUUGGGAAUACGACCAGGUGAUUUUGAUUUAUGCCGCCUUUUCUUUUCAGCAAUCGGAUUAACUACUUGUAGCCCUCCCUUUAUUGUGCUUUCUGUUAUAUUGGGCAUUUGGUUAAUAAUAUCAUUUAAACUUUCCUGAGACGUUGUGGCCGCGUUACAUUCCAAAUUAGCCCUAUUGUCCGAGUUUUCAUUCGGUAAGUCUAGCUUAGGUGGUGGAGGAGCUUUAGCUUUGCCAUAUUUUCCUUUAGGCGACUUUCGUUUUAUUUUUGGUGAAUCUUCUGGAGUUCCAAAUGAGGCUUCAUCAUCACUUUCAGUAGAAUAAUUUUCAGAAAUUAAAGUUUCCAAACUUGUCGACUCGAUGUCUGUUACAGUAUCAGAUCGAUUAACAAUAUCGAUAUGUUUAUCUUCUACAUUAGUUUCUAAAAAAAAAUCUUUAGUUUCAUUGGACUUGUUUUCUAGCGGAAUGUUAGUAUUGUUAUAUACCAUAUUGGUCUCAGAAUUUGCUCCUACGUCUGGAUGAUGUGUGUGAAUUUCUUUGUUCACAUAUUCAUUUUCUAAUGGCUCAUCCUGUUUCAUUUCUACAGUAUUAUUUACAGGCGACUCUUCUGGAGAUUUUGGUUUAUUUAAUUGUGUCUCUUUCGUUUCAAUAUUCUUUGUUUGUUCAAACGGGUAAUCACCAAUUACUUGGAGAAUUUUUAUUUGAUCUCCUACAUAUUGAUAUAUGAAAGGGGGGUCUGUAUGGGAUAAGUAUAUUGGAGAGGGAACAUUGACUAAAGGGGGCAUAUUCGUAUAUUCUAAACAAUCGUCGUCCUGUAGCUCCUCGAUGAUUACUUCACUUUCCUUUAAAUAAAAAGUUCUUAAGUCUAAAUCAAACAUAAGAUAAAAUAAACUAAAUGUUAAGUAGUAAAUGCAAGAGCAGACUUAUAAAAGAUAUCUAGACUGGUACAUACAAACAUUGAUCAUAAGAGUGAGGGUGCGAAAUUCACUAAACAUGCAAUAGUCUUCAAGAGAGAAAAAGCAUGAAAUGUGAAAAAGGUCUAAGAAAAUUCGAAACAUCAAUUUUGUUCCUAUCUAUUUAUAAUUUCUAUUACAUUGAGCUUUUAAUAUAUCUUUAAAAUUAAUGACAAUAUUACGAAUUAAUAUUCAACUUUAAGCACAUUUAAAAUUUAAUUUAUCUUAGCAUUUAUAUAUAAUCCAAUUUCCAUUGUAUUUGUAAACAACUUUUUAGAAGCACCAUUCCAACCCUGUUUUAGUGCAGAACCGUCCUUCAGGUUUUGUAUCAAACGUAAGUAUUACCGUAUCCUAUAAAUUUUGAAACCUGAUAAGACGUUUCUACAGUAUAACUCACCCUCUAAAAUUUAUAUAUAGAUAGGUUAAUUACAUCAAUUUUAAUAAUAAUGAUAAUACGAUAGGUUUAAUUUUUCAAUGUAAUACAGAGAACAAAUUAUUACAAUAAAAAUUGUGAUGUUUAAGUUGUGAAAAUAUCUUGGUUUUACAAUGAUUUUGAUGGCAAUAUGAACGCAGUACAUUAGCGAGAUAUUGUAAUUAAAAUAUAUUAUGAAAAAGAGGAACUGGUGUGAUUGAAAAGGAAAUUUAACAACUAUAAUUAAAAUUUAGAAGACAUUGAGCAGGCCCUUAAAUAAGUAUGUGGCCGUCAAUGAAAUAGUAGUGUUGCAGAAUUAUCGUCAGUUGACUUACAAAAUAUCAAAAAAACGUGUGGCACUCGGAGACUGCCGCGGUAAAGCUAUUGCAUAGCAUUUUUUAUCAACUUAUGCAAUUAUAAUUAUUUAUUUGUAGAACGUUAGUCCCGUGGCAAAAAUUUAAUACACUGCGCCGUUUAGUUUGAUAUCAGGAUGGCGAAAAUUGUGUUCUAUUGGUAUAUGCACGCUCGUAAGGUUUUUUCGUUACAGAUUUUUUUGAUUCGGUCCCCGCGCUCAAAGCCGAUAAAAGCUAUACAAUAGCUUAAUAAUUUAAUUAAACUCUACAAUAUUUUUAACCAGUGUAUGACUAUUGCAAUAUGUUCUGACCUGUUCCGUGGUUCUGACGAUACUCAACCAACAAUACUAUGAUAUACACCAAAUAUAAAAUGUAAAAUAGUAACAGAUGUAAUAUAGUCUUCCCAUUUUAAUAGUUCUUUGCCUCUCGCACACGGAGGUGGUUCGGUAUAAUCCUAAAAAGUUUAUAUAUUAUACUUGCAUUACAAUUAUAUUACAUCUGUUCCUAACUUUCCUCUUGCAAUUUAUAAAUACACCUUAAUUUUUUAUUAGUUUUGAAGCCAAUACAAUAAUAAACAUUUCUUCAACAAUAAGGUCGCCUUGUUCUAUUACAUGAUUUUUUCUUAUAAUCACAAAUCAAUUUUCUUCGCCGAGUUGACAAAAAUGACUUCAAAACCGACAAAAAAAAAUAACCCUUAACUCAUUCUGCGAUCCCAUUCAUUUCAUAGUCGAGAAGGAGGUCGGCUUAUUUCAAAUUAACACAUUUUCUUUUGCUUUGAAGGUUACCGCGGAAUGAGUAGUUCGACAGUUUGAUGGUGAUGAUAUAAAGCAGACUCCCGGUAAUCAGACUUGCCUUUUACAUGUAAAUCUUCAGAUUUUGAUAUAGAACUUGUCGAAUAAUAAGGCAGAGGGCGAUUCAACCUAAACGGUAGUUGUGAUAUUAUUAGCGAGCGUAAAUAAACAACUCGUGGAUACAUAAAUUACUAAGCCGCGAAUUGGGCUAACUUUAUAACCACUACUAAUUUUGCAUCAUGCUACGGCCAUUGUCGCGCUAUUGCGAACAUUUUCCGUUUUCACGACAAGUCGAGCCAAGCAGAGACUACUGCUUGUAUUAUUAGAUGCGUUCUGAAAAUGGCAAAUGUUCGCGAUGGAGCAAUAGUGAGGCCGUAGCAUCAUGCAAAUAUCUAUUUGUUUAUGAAAGUUCCGAAGUAGACAUGCUACUCAAAUGCACCAAUACACAUCAAUCCGCCGUAUGUGGUAAUUCUAUAGACAUAUUUAAUGGACUGAGAGUGGACUUGGCGUUGGCUAUCCAGCAGAAUACCAGAUCCGUAGUGUCUCGUCAUCGUCAAAGUUUGAGUGGAAAAUGCUUCUUUAUUUUACGUCGGAAAGGGUCGCUUUUUUCAUAGAAACUGACUUUGGCAAUACGAUUACGGAGCUGUCAAAAUUCGUGCUUGGGCAUCUGACCUCGACGGUCGUAGUGCGCGCGGUCCACAAUGCGCGCUCGAGUAACUUUGUGACCCAUACUUCGUUUUUGUAUUACUUAAGUCUUAUCUCUCUUUAGAGAGUUGUCAUUUUCAUGCGAGUGUCGCUCAGUCCAUUUCCUACGUCUAGGGUACUUUACAAUAAAUAUGGGUUACUUACUCAACACCGGCUCAUAGCGCCAUCGCCCAUUUACUGCACGGAUGCAAUUUAUUAAUGAAUAAAAUGAAAAUGUUGAGAUUUCAAUACAAAGACACUAUCUCAGCUAAAUUGCAGCAAAAUACGAUGGUCCUAAAGCUGCGCACAAGCACGCACUAUGUCUGCCUAUGGGAGAUGCAGGGGGUCUGUAUUUUUUUAUUAAGAAGUAGGUUCGACAAAUGACCACCCCACCUGAUGUUAAGUGAUGGUGAUGUCCUUACGUGAAGAUAGCUGGUACAACAGUUCUACCUGCCACACCAACCAUCCUCACUUAGCCGGAACGCAUGUUGCUUCUUCACGCCUCUAUUAAAGGAUCCCAGGUUUGAUGCGACACCGCCUAGCGAAACGUCUGUCGGAUUACCGGGGGUCUGUAUGAUAGGGAAGCCGCGAGUCAACUGUGAUCCAGGUUGUAGUAUGAAGAAACAUUGUCAGUAGGAAGGUUACCAGACCUCGGCGGGCGGCGGUCGCUUGACGGCGGUGAUUGUCGUAGUCCGCGUGGUUCGUACGCGAGCUCGUGCCGCUGCUCCCAGCGACGCGGUGCGCGUCAACGACGCUGAGUUGUCCGCGCUCGAGUAGCCGGAGCUUAUGUCCUCCGUAGACUUUAUAUGGCUG
Molecule: messenger RNA, 10939 nt
Organism: Chilo suppressalis (striped riceborer)
Lineage: Eukaryota; Metazoa; Arthropoda; Insecta; Lepidoptera; Crambidae
Source: the annotation of a GenBank genome assembly